Hemicordylus capensis (graceful crag lizard) is the source of this 1429-nucleotide messenger RNA. RefSeq names its product protein phosphatase 1 regulatory subunit 35 (gene PPP1R35). NCBI's taxonomy places the organism in Eukaryota, Metazoa, Chordata, Lepidosauria, Squamata, Cordylidae. Gene Ontology annotation, biological process: negative regulation of phosphatase activity. The record is from RefSeq and is a predicted model, not a curated record. The coding region runs from base 459 to 1289 and encodes 276 amino acids. Gene Ontology annotation, molecular function: phosphatase binding. The transcript has 5 exons.
CUAGAGAGAGAGCGAGCGGAGCACACAGUCAAAACUUCCGGUACAAAUCGGAAAGCCGCUAUUGGCAGCGGUUCUCUAGACGAGGCGCACACUGCGCCGCUCUAGACCUCGCCCACCUCUAUGGUGAAGGCCCACCCACUCCCUAAUUAUUUGAGUUAGAUUGGAAAGCCACAGUCAACCGGAAAUGUUGGUCAGGAGUACGAGGGUGCGUAGCUCUAUAGCGUUUUUCCGCGUUCCAUGGUUGGAGAUAGGGCACUUUCACACCGGUGCCAUCUUGAAUUGAAGACGAGGCUGCGCGUUCCCUUCCUUGUAACCGUCCCAACCCGCUCCUGCAAGUCCCCAGCAGCAGCAGCAGCAACUCAAGACUCGGCGGGCUUAGUGGAGGGAGACGCGGAGGAGCCGGAGACGCCAGGUCGGGGGGGGGGGGCUGCUCCAGUUUCCCCCACCGCCCAGGGAUCAUGGCUGCCACCCCCUGUGGCGACGAGAGAGACAGCCUCCCUGCUGCCGCCCCCAUGCCGCUUCCACAGUCCCAGCGCCUGGUCCCAGACCCCCAAGUGAUGCUCACCCCUGAACGGGACAGUGCAGCAGCAGCAAGAGGAGGAGGAGGAGGAGGGAUCCUUCGGCGGCCCCAGCAGGGGAAAAUCCCUUGCAGACAAGUUCGCUUCAAGCUGGGCUCCAAGUCUGACACCGUCCAAGAGAGCAGCCGAGAGCGCCCUGAGCGAGCGAAGGAAGCCCCGGGCGUCUCUGGCGGCCCUCCCCACUUCACUGGCCCCCCGAAGGGAGAGCCCACUGGGGGUGCUGCAGCAGAUGCAUGGCAACAGCCCCCCAGCACGCUGGCUGCCCCCGUUCCCCACAGCACUCUAGCUUUGGGGGCAGAGGUGCAAGCUUUGCGGGCGGAAGGCUUCAAUGCCCGGCAAGCGGCAGAAGACCUCGUCCAACGCUCUUUUGUGGCCCGCUGCGUGGUGGAAGCCCGUGUGGGCGAGGGUAUGAACAUCCCUCGGGACCAGCAACUCUACCAAGGGCUCGUCAGCCUCGAGGUGCCAGAAGAUGAGCUGCUCAACUCGGCCGUGCAGGAGAAGCUCGUGCUUGUGCGGUCCCGUCCUGAAGCCAGGAAGCAGCCGGACCCUGCAGGACCAGACCUCCUGGCCUUCUAUGACCCGCAGGAGCUGUUCACAGAGACCCCCUUCCUCGAGGUCGAAGGGCUGCCUCCACUGAAGCUGCAGCCUCGGGCCCGGGACCCAGCUGCCACCUUCCUGAUGUACCGGAAGCUGCAACAGUGGGAUAGCUAAGGGGGCGGGCGGGCCUGGGCUGCUCUUGGACUCCACCCAGAGGAAACGGGACUCACACUGCCCUUGCGGGGAGGGGCGGCUAUUUAUUCGGAGGGGACUCUUCUCCCGAGAUGUUUUUAUAAAGGUAACCAAGGCAAGCA